GCCACCACACCCUAAAUGCCCUCGCCAACUUUCUCAGCUGGCAGUAAGGGACAGCUGGUUACGAGACAAAGAGAUGCGAGCAUUGACGUCGGCCCUCUUAUCCAUUCAUAACUCCCACCGACACCUCUAGCCAUCCGUCUAUUAACAUGACCGCUACCGUGAAGAAGAUGCCCUAUGUCCGCUUGGGAAACUCCGGCCUCAAGAUUUCCCGCAUUAUCCUGGGCACGAUGCAGUAUGGAUCGAAGGAGUGGCAGGGCUGGGUGCUUGGUGAGGAGGAAGGCAUCGCGCAUAUCAAGGAAGCCUAUGACCUGGGCAUUCAAACUUUUGACACCGCAAACGUAUACUCGAAUGGACUUUCUGAGACCAUUCUAGGCAAUGCGAUUAAGAAGCAUAAGCUUCCACGUGAGGAGAUUGUGGUUAUGACCAAGUUAUAUUACACGAUGGCUCGAGGAUUCGGCGAAACCUCAAAAGACUGGAGCCUGACGCACGACUAUGUCAAUCAAAAGGGCCUUAGCAGAAAGCACAUCUUCGACUCUGUCAAGCAAAGUCUCGAGCGACUUGGCCUCGACUAUAUUGACGUCCUACAGUGCCAUGCCUGGGACGAAGAGACGCCCAUCGAAGAGACGAUGCAUGCUCUCCACGACGUGGUGAAAGCAGGCUGGGUCCGCUACAUUGGCAUGAGCACUUGCAAGGCCUACCAGUUCCACGCUAUGCAGAACUACGCAAUCACGAACAAGCUUACUCCUUUCAUCUCCCUGCAGAACCACUACAGCCUCCUCUUCCGCGAAGACGAGCGGGAGAUGAUGCCUACGCUCAAGAUGUUUGGUGUCGGCGCUAUUCCAUGGUCGCCUCUCUCGCGAGGCUUACUGGCUAAGCCUGUCGGCGCUAGCUCGCUGCGCGCAGACACGGACAAGGUCUUGGGGUACUUUACCCGAGGCGCAUACGAGGAGAUCAUCAACCGAGUGGAAGAGAUUUCCAAGAAACGCGGUAUCAGCAUGGCACAGGUCGCGACAGCAUGGUUACUGUCCAAGCCAGGCGUCACCGCGCCCAUCGUAGGCUCGACUAAGCUGGAAAACCUCAAAGACAUCGUAGGCGCUCUGGAUGUCCAGCUGACGGAGGACGAGGUCAAGUACCUUGAAGAGAAGUACGAGCCUCUGCCACCUCAUUAGAGAUCUUCCCAUGUGAGAGGCGAAACCGAGUGGACGAUGUAGGCUUGUCUUGGCAAAGGAGCGCCAAUCAACGCGCUCGAAUGCCAUGUGCAUUGCGAAGUAGAUGUAACUUCUUCUUCGACUCGCUGGAGAUAUGUCUUUAAAGCUUAAAUGAUUCGAAGAUGGUGUCGUCUAUGAUAUCGUGUGUUUCGGAG
Molecule: messenger RNA, 1363 nt
Organism: Coniophora puteana RWD-64-598 SS2
Lineage: Eukaryota; Fungi; Basidiomycota; Agaricomycetes; Boletales; Coniophoraceae
Product: Aldo keto reductase
Exons: 14
Coding region: 147-1169 (340 amino acids)
Source: RefSeq, a predicted model, not a curated record